Heterobasidion irregulare TC 32-1 is the source of this 2105-nucleotide messenger RNA. Its product is annotated as glycoside hydrolase family 78 protein. The record is from RefSeq and is a predicted model, not a curated record. The transcript is spliced from 8 exons. Gene Ontology annotation, biological process: carbohydrate metabolic process. The coding region runs from base 1 to 1992 and encodes 663 amino acids. Lineage: Eukaryota; Fungi; Basidiomycota; Agaricomycetes; Russulales; Bondarzewiaceae.
AUGCUACUCCCUUUGUCCCUCUUAUUCCUUGCUGGUUUUGUUGCGCGGGGUCGGUCUGCCGUGUCUUCAGGCCCGUGGGACGCUUUCAACUAUUCACCUCAUUCGCGGACCGUUGUCCCCCUCUCAAUUCACUCUACGCACGGGCCCAUUGAAGGGGCAGAAGGCUUGGUCAAGGACGGGAGCGCCACUUUCAAAUCAAAAGAUGCCUACCUCACGCUUGAUUUUGGUAAGGAGGUUGGAGGCAUCCUCUCUCUGAACAUAGACAAUGCGACAAAUUCCUCCGCCUUCUCGUUUGCCUUCACCGAAUCCUCUAUCUUUAUUAGCCCCACCGCGUCAGACGACUCAGGCUACGCGACUAUUAACCGCGAUGCUGACGGGGCCGAACACAUCCUCGCUCCUCUUACUCUUGGCCCAUUUACCCAGCCAGCUGACCGGCUUCGUGGUGGUUUCCGUUUUCUGACCAUUGCCUCCACGUCGGACGCUGUGCUCACGAUCUCCAACAUAACUCUUGCGAUCACCUUUGCACCUGAUGCGCCAGACCUUCGCGCAUAUACCGGAUAUUUUUAUGCGGACGAUCCAGUCUUCCAUGAUCGAAAUUUCUUGACGAAGAUCUGGUAUGCUGGCGCAUAUACUGCGCAAACCAACAUCAUCGACUCGAACCAGGCCAGAAUGUUCUGGCCCACUGGGGUACAAGGUUGGGCAAACAAUGCUUCUGGAGGGCCGGUCGAAGGGACUAUCCUGGUGGACGGAGCGAAGCGCGACAGAAAUGUAUGGCCAGGUGACAUGGGCAUCUCGGCGAACACGCACCUUCUCUGGAGUACGGACCUGCUUCCGAUAAAGAACUCCCUUCUCGUCAUGUUCUCGACAUCCGACCCCGUAACGGGCGCUUUGAAUUAUUCUGGUCCGCCGAUCAACGCCCGAGGCAGCGACACCUACAUCUCUUGGACGCUCAUUGGGACGCACACCUAUUGGUUGUACUCGAACGACACAGAAUUCGUGCAGCGUGUGUGGGCGAAUUACACCAAGGCUGUCGCAUUUUUGGAAAACCAGGUCGACAGCACGGGAUUGAUGGACGUUCCGAUAGCGUUUAUGAACGAUUGGGGAAGGGAUGGGGGAAGUGGGCAUAACUCGGCAGCCAAUGCUUUGCUAUACCAGACACUGCUCACCGGCGCUGACCUUGCCAAAGCGUUGGGCGAUAACGAGCUGGCGACUCGCUACCUGGCCAAUGCGACGACCGUCAAGGUCGCAUACAACACCCUUCUGUGGGACGCCAAAGCGGGAAUGUACAGAGACAACGAUACGACGACGCUGCACCCGGAAGAUGGCAACUCUUUGGCGGUGGAUUUUAAUUUGACAACGUCCGAGAGCCAGAUUCAGGCUAUCAGCCAAGGCUUGACGAAUUUUUGGACGGAUAUCGGGCCUGUCACUCCAGAGUUGGCUGAUACGAUCAUUCCGUUCGUGGGAGGGUUCGAGCUUCGGGCACACUUCAUUGCUGGUCAAGGAGAGCGUGCGCUCGACCUGAUUAGAAAAGAAUGGGGCUACAUGCUCUACACGAACCUCAGCGUGCAGUCUACUCUCCUGGAAGGAUUCACCGCGAAUGGUUCUCUUGGAUAUCGCAGCGCUGUCGGCUAUGACCACGAUUUCUCGUACACCAGCCAUGCCCAUGGCUGGAGUACAGGCCCGACGGCCGCCCUUUCAUUCCACGUUCUCGGGCUACAGAUCACCACACCGCUCGGCGCCACCUGGUCUCUCAAGCCUGUGCUCAGCGGACUCAGCGCUGCCGAAGGCGGAUUCGAAACGGGCCUGGGCUGGUUUGGCGUGAAGUGGUCCGUGGCGAAGGGGACGCUCACGGUGGUUGUCACCGCGCCGGACGGCACGUCGGGCGUUGUGGACCUGCCUGGUCACGGCGCGAUCAAGGUGGAUGGGCGUUCGGUCGGCUCUGGUACCGUCACGGUCACCGGCGGCAAGCAUACACUUGUACAAAGAGUUUGAGUUCUGCGUUCAAGCUCCUUCAUAACAGUUUUUGAACUGGAUCUGCGUUGCACUGUGCUUUGCGAUCCGACUGUUUCUGGGCAGGAUUGACAUUGUCGUUGAACGAUGUGAUG